Molecule: messenger RNA, 2757 nt
Organism: Talaromyces atroroseus
Lineage: Eukaryota; Fungi; Ascomycota; Eurotiomycetes; Eurotiales; Trichocomaceae
Product: Nitrogen assimilation transcription factor nirA
Exons: 5
Coding region: 1-2757 (918 amino acids)
Biological process (GO): DNA-templated transcription; regulation of DNA-templated transcription
Molecular function (GO): zinc ion binding; DNA binding; DNA-binding transcription factor activity, RNA polymerase II-specific
Source: RefSeq, a predicted model, not a curated record
AUGAAUGACAAAUCCAAUAUUGAUCAAGACGGCACGGAGGAGGCGGCGCAAACGACAUCGUCCUCUCGGGCCAGAGUCAAGGUCCAAGGGAACGAUGAUAGCCAAGCUGCCAAACGCCGCUGCUGCGACGGAAACCUCCCCAGUUGCGCCGCCUGUUUAUCAGUAUAUCAUACCCCAUGUAUCUACGAUCCGAAUUCAGAUCAUCGCAGGAAAGGGGUUUACAAGAAAGACAUUGACAACCUCCGGACACGCAACACCACGCUUCAGACGCUUAUCCAUGCGAUCUUAAACUAUGACGAGGAGAAUGCGAUCGAACUUGUCCGCCAAAUUCGCCUGUGCGAUAGUCUAGAGGAUGUAGCAGAUUCCAUAGUCAACCGAGAAAGAGGGUUGGCAUCUCUCCCUACAUAUCUUCAACAACGCGAACCACUUAUCGAAGAUGACCCAGAGGCAAACCAGUUUGAGUCCGAACUGUCAGGAAAGAUGAGUGAAUUGAUGCUUGAUGGCUCCGUCAAGUUCAUCGGCGGCACAUCCAACCUGAUGUUUCUCCCACCGGAUAUGCAACUAAAUGAAGAGAGCUCGUCGCUAGGCAUCCUGAAUACGGAAGAUGGAUCGCGAUUUUCUGUCGCCCAGUGGACAAGGGUCACUAAUGACGAGGCAUUGGUGAAGCACUUGCUGACCAUGUACUUCACUUGGCAUUAUGCAUACUUCACUACAUUGUCGAAAAGCCUCUUUUACCGAGACUUUAUACGAGGCCAUUCAAGUCAAUACUGCUCGUCUUUGUUGGUUAAUGCGAUGCUUGCAUUGGGUUGUCACUUUAGCUCGUGGUCAGGCGCUUUUGCAAACCCGCAAGACUCUGCAACAGCUGGUGAUCACUUUUUCAAAGAAGCCAAACGAUUAAUGUUAGAACAUGACGAACAUGAAAGGGCUAGACUCUGCACUGUGCAAGCACUAGCAUUGAUGUCUGUUAGAGAGGCUGGCUGUGGUCGCGAAGGCAAAGGUUGGGUGUACAGCGGCAUGAGCUUUCGGAUGGCUUAUGACUUGGGCCUUAAUGUCGAUGCUGCAUCUCUAGGCUCCAACAAGCUAAUGGAGGAAGACAUUGACGCGAGAAGAGUCACAUUCUGGGGCUGCUUUCUCUUUGAUAAAUGCUGGUCCAAUUAUCUGGGGCGACAGCCACAAUUAACAAUAUCCGAUGCUACCGUUCCUAAAUUCGAUGUGUUUCCUGCUGAAGAAGCGGAGCCAUGGAUACCGUACACGGAUUCCGGCCUCGGGCGAGAGCGUGCACAACCUGCGCGGACUAGAGCCGUGGCACUGCAGAUUUCGAAACUCUGCGAGAUCAGCAAUGACCUUCUCACCUUCUUCUAUCAUCCCGUUCCUACCGAGAAGCAGCCUUCACGGCAAGCCGAACUAUCGAAGCUAAGUGAUCUUCAUACCAGACUCGAAGCGUGGAAAAAAAGCCUCCCAGCGGAGAUGGAACCCAAAGACGGACAACUUCCACCAAUCCUCCUCAUGCACAUGUUUUAUCAGCUUUUGUUCAUCCAUCUCUACCGUCCAUUCCUGAAAUACACCAAGUCAACAUCGCCGCUACCACAACAUGUCUCGCCACGCAAAUUAUGUUCACAGGCUGCAGCUGCCAUAUCUAAACUUCUACGGAUAUACAAAAAGUCAUACGGCUUGCGUCAGAUUUGCAAUAUUGCGGUGUAUAUCGCGCAUUCAGCCUGCACAAUUCAUUUGUUGAAUCUGCCGGAGCGAAAUGCCAGGAGAGAUCUCAUUCAUGGCGUUCGAAAUCUCGAGGAAAUAGCAGAAGGUUGGCUUUGCGCUCGUCGCACCUUGCGGAUUCUGGACCUGUCUGCCAUUAAGUGGAAUAUUGAAGUGCCCAACGAAGUCACGUCGGUUUUCGACCGAACUCGCAACAAAUGGGGCUCUUGGGGGUCUUGGGACCAAGUUACUUCUCCUAGUGUGUCGGAUGACUCGCCGACAAUAGCCAAAGCUGCUAUACCUUUGCCUGUAGCAGCAAGUCAAAACCCAGACGGUGUCUCUCCGUCAGCAUCGUCAAAUAUGCACCCACAACAGCCACAACAGUCACAACAACAACAACAACCGCCGCUGCAGCCGACUACAUUCCUCCCCAAGAGACAAACAACCUAUCCGACAGCACCAACAAUACAACACCAAAUGGCCGCAAAUGCAAGCAUCACUCAUGCACACUAUCCUGAACGGAUGGAUAGUCUUCCGUAUGAAAAUUACCCCCCAACCUCAGCCCACUCCUCGCCGCCCACCAACAUGAACCAUCUUCACCCCAAUCAAAACACGAAUUACCCUCGGGCCGACAGCGGAUUCCAAUCACAUCAUCACCACUAUCAGAACCAACAUCAACAACAAGACAUGAUGAACAAAAUGAGUCAGAGUCAUCAGGACACAUCCUGCGACAACUCGAACAGCAGCAACAGCCCGGCAGCCCUGAGCGGCACACCACCAAUGCCCGUCUUCAACGGACUAGCCGACAGCCUCAUGGAAGAGAACCAAGACUGGUGGAUGCGCGACCAAAGUGCCUUGGCAUUAGGACUUGAGAAUUGGGGCGAAGGAUGGGCUGGCAACCAAUUCGUGACUCUUAACGUUCCUCCUCCCGAUAUGCAUCCCUCCCAACAGCAACAACAACAUGCUCAUGCUACGGCCAACCUGCAGCAACAUCUUACGGGAAACGUUCAAGGAGCUAAACAGGGUUAUGGAUAUGCGAAUAUGCCCCCGUCAGGUUAUUGA